Funneliformis mosseae is the source of this 798-nucleotide messenger RNA. The record is from the annotation of a GenBank genome assembly. Lineage: Eukaryota; Fungi; Glomeromycota; Glomeromycetes; Glomerales; Glomeraceae.
AUGGUUCAUCAACCAACGACUAACAGAAAGUCCAUAAUACUUGCGUGGACGACUGGUAAUGGCUGGGCUAGAAAGAGUUCCCUUUUGUUCACUUUUUCAAAUCCGUCUCAGGACGAAUAUGCGGACGAGAGAAAAACCUUAUCAUUUAAUGAUAAAAGAGAACUACAUCGAAGGUUUGGAGACUCUAUAAGUGCAAUUUUAAAGUCAAACGCAUCAAUGACUAUGAAGGAAGUGAUCAAGAAUCUUAAGAAGGAGAAGACACUGUCAGUGUUGGAUGUUCCCACCACAACAUCACCAUCUGAUAAUACUUCUACAGCACUACCAUCUUCAUCACUAUCUCGUCAUACUCCCACAAUACUACCUCGUAAUGCAUUACCACCACUAUCACAGAAUAUUCUUAAACAUUCUUUUGAUAUUUAUGAGACAAGUUACGAAAUGGAUUGGGCUCUAUGGAAUUUUGACAUCACAAUAAAUAAUAUAAACAUAGAAUGUGUACUUAUGAGCUUGCAUGAAAAAUUGAUAUCGCAUUUUGAAGUAAAGAUGCAAGAAUAUAAACCUAAAAAAGCUUUAUCUGUAGAAGUUAUGAGAAUCUUGAAAACAUUUAAUGUUACAUCUUUGGAAGACCUUGAAAAGGUACUUGACGAAAUCAAAAUUGAUUAUAAUAAUUUAAAUCGUGAUAUUAUCUACUUACGUCGCCUUUUUGAAAAAUUAGACCUACCAGAAGGCUGGUAUAACAGCCACAUCAUAGCACCAAUCUUUGAUGACUGCCUCGAAUCAAUUGAUGAAUGUAUUUUCUGA